Eurytemora carolleeae is the source of this 2567-nucleotide messenger RNA. RefSeq names its product early growth response protein 1-A. Gene Ontology annotation, cellular component: nucleus. The record is from RefSeq and is a predicted model, not a curated record. Gene Ontology annotation, molecular function: RNA polymerase II transcription regulatory region sequence-specific DNA binding; DNA-binding transcription factor activity, RNA polymerase II-specific. The transcript has 5 exons. Gene Ontology annotation, biological process: regulation of transcription by RNA polymerase II. Lineage: Eukaryota; Metazoa; Arthropoda; Copepoda; Calanoida; Temoridae. Bases 624 to 1673 code for a protein of 349 amino acids.
AAGAGAGAGAGCUGGCUUCAGUGGCUAGAGCAGCGUAUCCCGGCAUGUAGGGAACUUCAACAAUUCCCCUAGAAAAAUCCCCAAAAGGAACAAUUUAGAAAAUCAGGGAAAAGGUGCGAAAAAUUUCCCCUUCGAUGAUCUGGGGAUUUCUCGUGCAAAAAGGGGGAAAAUUAGUGCUUCUAGUCAAACGCGUAUUUUUCCUAGUGUUAUAAUUGUAUAAAUAUUAUUACAGUGAUUUAAAACUAUUUUUGAUACUAGUGCCAAAGAGGAGAAGAUAAACUUUUUUAAACACACGUGAACUUUUCUAGUCAAUGGAUGCAAAAUUUUGAGAUUCCAUCAACGGAGAUAUUUAUCUAUCUAUCUAUACAAUCCUAUAUGCCUUCAAGUCCAUGAACAAUACAAAUCUAAGCCUUAUAUGCAAGUCUGAAAUUUAUUAAGUGCUAAAAACAGAAUUGUACAAAAAGAGAACUUUCUAGAAUAUCAUCACUGUAAAAACAAUCCUUCCACGAUUAUAUCAUCAGCCGCUGCUACCUGUUUCGACCAAGUAUUGUGAAACUAUUUAGUGCCAUCUUCUUGUCUUGUUAUCGCUGACACAAAAGUAUUAAUUAAGUAUUAACCCUACUAUGAUGGAAGAUUCCGACAUCUUAACCCUAGGGUGGGGCUGUGAGGCGCCCCCCUCCUCUCAUCUCUGGCAUCCUGGCUCAGGAGAAGAGUUCGUCACCUUAGAGGUGAACGCCCCCACGCCUCCUGAGCAUGCUUCAGACUACGCUACACUAGAGGUCGCGAAGGAGAGAGAUCGUCAGUUCUUCAAUAGCUGUAUUACAUUAGAUAAACCACAGGAUUGGGAUAUCCUGAGAUUAGAUGAUCCAAGAAACCUUCUCUCCACUUCCCUCUCCAACCCAACCUUAACCCUCUCCACCACAUUAUCCAACCAAACCCUACACGCCCCAACCCCAACCCAACCAAUAUCAUAUCAAGAAUUCUUCAUUGAUACCAUCCAACCACAAACCUUUUCCCCCUACCCACAUCCUCAGAUUCACUACACCCCCACCCAACCAUCCUAUCAAACAUAUCAGCCCGCCCCCCUACCCCAACAUACAUACUAUUCACCAGAACUAGACCUUAAACGCCAUACUGUCCGAAACCCCGUGAGCGGGAAAUUUGUGCGCACGGGUGUUGUAAAGCGUCAGGAGCGCAAGGAGCGCCGGCCGCCGGUGAAGAAGCCGAAAGAGGAACGUGACGAAGAGCCGGAAUACGCGCCGGAGGUGAUUGCCAACGCGCAUCUUACCAUGGAGGAGGAUUUCUAUGUUUGCUCUGUGUGUAAGAUGAAGUUUAAACAGCCCGGAAAUGCGCGAAGACAUAUCAUAACUGUACACAGGAACGAGAAACCACAUAUCUGCUUGAAGUGCGAUGCAAGGUUUGGGAGAAAGGACAAGUUGAAAACGCACAUGAUGCGUAACCACGGAUACAGUAUUGAAGAUAUAAAGGCGACCUUUAAGCAUUCAGGCCAGGGAAGACAGAGAUCAAGUAUUCUAGUCAAUAGGGAUAACAGGAAAUCUACUGAGUCCAGUAGCUCUGAAGAUGGAGGGGGAGAAUCCAACCCUUUAAAUAUGAAAAAUAAUUCUGCCAGAAGAUCCAAGCAUUUCAAUCCUCUCAAGAAGAAGAAAGUAUAAAGACUAGAAUUUAGAGCUUUUAUCCAACUGCGCUGCGACCAAAAUAGCACUGCGGUCAUUACCGCAGUGUUGCGACCAUGAAUUCGGUAGCACUUCGGUCAUUGUGUACAGUGUUGCGACCACAAUUGCGUAGCACUGUGCAGCGACCACUAUGCGGUAUCUUGCCGCAAUAUUACGACAGCAAUACUGUAGCAAUGCGGUCAGAACGUUUGACUUACAGGGUGUCUCAAUAAACAUGUCAAUUUUAGCGUCAUUCUAUGCAAAACGGAAAAUAGGAAAAUGUUUCUAAAAUUUAAAUUGAAUUUAAAAAAACAUAUAUACCAAAUAAAAAACCGUCUCUAAGUGAAUUGUUAAAACAGAUUCACGAUUAAAUUCCACGUGGAUUGAGGAUGAUUUGUAUGUCGCUAAUAAAUACCCAUGCUUAUUGCCCCUCCCUGAUACUGCAGUGUUGCUUUAAGGAAUGGGUAAAGUUUUUUGGUCAGUUUUUAACCUUUAAGUUUUUUUACCUUUAAGGGACUUAAUUCUCGGUAAAAUUUGUUAUUUACAUUAUGCAAACGUUUUUCUAAACGAAUGACUCAAAGCGAAGCGAUUCUACUCUUUUAUAGUUUAGAUUAAAAAUUUGCAAAAUGUAAUAAAUUUAACUUAUAAAAAAUUAAAUUUUGAAUAAUGAAAAACAUGUCAGAUCUAUGAAGAGCCCCUAGAAAGUAACAAAAAUACACUGAACGUUAAAAACGGGCCAAAAAAAUAUACCUGUCUGCUACUGGUUAUAAACGGCCAGGUCCAGUGCAAUGUAUUCAAAUUAUAGUAUUCGGAACUGUACUGUAUUCAUUUUUAAUAUUUACAAAUCUUUUUUUCACAAAUUUAAAUAUAUAGUUUGAAACUGUUGUAUCUUAA